Molecule: messenger RNA, 2811 nt
Organism: Anopheles coluzzii
Lineage: Eukaryota; Metazoa; Arthropoda; Insecta; Diptera; Culicidae
Gene: Chpf
Product: chondroitin sulfate synthase 2
Exons: 1
Coding region: 91-2508 (805 amino acids)
Cellular component (GO): Golgi cisterna membrane
Molecular function (GO): glucuronosyl-N-acetylgalactosaminyl-proteoglycan 4-beta-N-acetylgalactosaminyltransferase activity
Source: RefSeq, a predicted model, not a curated record
CAUCUUGAUUAGAACAAGUCUUCAUUAAUAUGGUUUGUUUACCGUACGAACAAGUGUAGCUAAACCAAUAUCGUAUGAAUUUAAGAAAAAAUGGGAAAAAAUAUCAACCUGAAUCGUAACCACUACCUAGUUCUUGGGCUCUUGUGUGGCUUUCUCUUUAGUUUUUAUUCACCGCAAGAAACUACGGAAUUUGGAGCAGAAUGUCCUGACGUGACUGAAAGUUCGGAAAAUGCAUUUGUGCUAUUACGCGACGGUGAAUUUGAGCCGCAACUGAAUUUGGAACAGAAACCCAUGAUGGCUAAGAAGGUGGUUAAAAACAUCAUUCGUCCGCGAUAUUAUUAUUCCGAACUUGGUAUUAGAGAGAAACUCUUCGUAGGUGUGCUGACUACGUCGGAAAAUGUGGAAACUAUUGCCACUGCGAUAAACCGAACUGCUGCACAUCUAGUGGAUAAAAUUAAGUUCUUCAUUCACGCUGAUAAUGUCAAGUCUUCGUUUAACUUGAAAAAUAUCGUAGGAUUUACUGAUACUCGUGAACAUCUACGUCCAUUCCAUAUGCUCAAGUACCUUGCAGACAAUUACCUAGAUGAAUACGACUUCUUUUUGCUGCUCACAGAUACAACAUAUGUAAAUGCUCGUAUGGUACGGCGACAACUGCAACACCUUAGCGUUACUCUGGACGUUUACAUCGGUACUAAUAUCGGUUAUGUUACGGAUCAAGAUGAAAACAUCAACGAAUCUAACCAAAAUCAGUACUGCGAUUUGAACGCGGGGAUUAUAUUGAGCAGCGGUCUUAUACGGAAAGUCAGGGCAAAUUUGGAUUGGUGUGUACGGAACGCAGUUUCAAAUUAUCACAGCGUCAACAUAGGAAAGUGUGUAAAAUAUUCGGCUAAAAUUAAAACCUGUCAUCAAUCGUGGCAAGGUGUCGAUAUUACGAGUUAUAACAUUGCAGGUUACAAAAUCUAUCGCGACUUCCAUUUGAUUGCAGAACAAGAAGCGUUUAACAAGGCAGCCAUGGUAUACCCUAUCACCUCCAUGGACGACUUCUAUCUGCUGCAUGCAUACUAUUCACGCGUCCAUUUGAAACAAAAUACAAUCGUGAAGCGACUGUUGCAAAAUGAUGCAAUGCAACUAUCCAAUAGAACGCUGUCUAACGACAUUCUCGAAGUUCGAUGGCCGCUAGGGGUUCCAAAAUCGAACCCCCCAGAAUCACGACACGACGUUGUUCCAUGGGUAACUCUCAAUACAACGCACUCAUUUAUGUGGCAAUCUGAAGUGAACGUAAAGCGUCUAUCAGCAAUCGAUGAGGAAGACAUCCGUAAUGUGUUGAAUAAAACUAUUUUACAUGCUAUUCGAACCCAUCCGGAUGCAGAGUUUCGAGGAAUACACACAGCUUACAAACGUUUUGAUACCGUGCGAGGGAUGGAUUAUCGGCUAUUGCUUAAUUUCUAUGACAGAAAACGUAGGACAAUGGUGCAAAAGAGUUUUGAAGUGAUUAAACCUAUUAGCUUGAUAGAAAUAAUCCCAUCCCCAUAUGUGACUGAAAGUACUCGUGUAGCUUUACUUUUACCCGUAUUUGAGAGUCAAAUCCUAGAAGCGGAGCAGUUUAUGGAACUCUACGAAAAAACUUGCAUGGAAAGCCAGGAUAAUACUUUUCUCAUGCUCAUAUUCUUUUAUCGUGCGGAAACCCCUAGUAAAGGAGAUCAAGAUGUAUUUCUUCCUCUAAAAAAUAUUGCUUUAGCCCUCACAGAGAAACAUAAACAGGAUGGAUCAAGGGUUGCAUGGGUAUCAAUCCGUUUGCCAAUAGAUGAAAGUAUUACAUUCAACAAUAGCAAUCGUUACUCGAGCUCACUCAAUGUUCCACAAACGCUUAUGAAUUUUGUCGCUGUUGAUUUGGCGCUGCGUAAGAUUGGAUUGGAAAGUUUGGUCAUUGUUUGCACCAAUUCUGCAUCAUUUCGUCCUGAUUUUCUAAACCGUGUCCGAAUGAAUACGAUUCAAGGUUUUCAAAUAUUUAGUCCUAUUGGGUUCAUGAUGUAUCCUUGUGAGUGGACUGGUUUAUGCAAACUCUGCGAGAACUGUGAUGUAGGUCAGAGCAGUGGUUAUUUUGAUCAUGAUAAUUAUGAUGUUGUUUCAUUCUACAGCAAUGAUUACGUACUUGCUCGUAAAAAACUCGAAGCAUUGCUCCCAAUUGUUCGAAAUGAUAAGGAUAUUCUAAAUUUUAUUUCAACUAUCUCUUCUCACUAUAGCAACCCUACGAUUUCAAACAUAGCUGAUCUUUUCACUCAAAGUAACAAUAAGAUGCACGUCUUAAGAGCUAUUGAACCAAAUCUUCGUUUUGGGCGAAGUGUAAUUAAUUCUUUAUCAAAAGAUCAUUCUGGUAAACAAAUUUCAGAAUUCCGAUGCUCCAAACAAAAGGAGAAAAAUAAGUGUAUAAAAGUUGCAUCAAAAAAGCAAAUCGGAGAAGUGUUUGUGCAAUACAGUAAACAGUUCGGAAGCCAUGAAUUUGUUUAGAGACACCAUUUUUCUGAAAUCAGAAAAGUAGAUAGCCUACUCGAAAUGGGACCAAUAUUUCACUCAUGUGUUUGUAUAAUUAAUUUUGCAGAAUAGGUGUAGAGUUGUCUUAACCUCUUUCCAAUUUUGUUACCGUUCGUUAUACACGCGUAAAGGCCAUCAAAGAUAUAUUAUCAUAUUAUGCUUCUUUGUUAAAGGGAAUGGAUUGAGAAGUGUCAGGAACCGAGAGGAAACAGGCAUGGUUGUAAGAAAGAUCAAGGCUGAUGAAUAAAAAUUGAUAGACAAAUAUGUCGUAAGUAUUAA